This is a messenger RNA of Elephantulus edwardii (Cape elephant shrew), 840 nucleotides long. RefSeq names its product farnesyl pyrophosphate synthase-like. The transcript has 3 exons. Lineage: Eukaryota; Metazoa; Chordata; Mammalia; Macroscelidea; Macroscelididae. Gene Ontology annotation, cellular component: cytoplasm. Bases 1 to 840 code for a protein of 279 amino acids. The record is from RefSeq and is a predicted model, not a curated record. Gene Ontology annotation, molecular function: (2E,6E)-farnesyl diphosphate synthase activity; dimethylallyltranstransferase activity. Gene Ontology annotation, biological process: trans, trans-farnesyl diphosphate biosynthetic process.
AUGGCGCCGCCGGGGGCUGCUGAGUGCGAUCUCGCGAGGCUCCCCCACAGGAAGGUCCUAGAGUACAAUGCCAUUGGAGGCAAGUACAACCGAGGUUUAACAGUGCUGGCAGUGUUCCAGGAUCUGGUGGAGCCCAGGAAGCAGGAUGCUGAGAGUCUGCAGCGGGCCCUGACAGUGGGCUGCUGUGUGGAACUGCUUCAAGCCUUCUUCGUUGUAUUAGACGACAUCAUGGAUUCAUCCCUUACCCGACGCGGGCAGCCCUGCUGGUAUCAGAAGCCAGGCAUAGGUCUGGAUGCCAUCAAUGAUGCCAUGCUGCUGGAAUCGUUGGAUCUCAGCAGAUUCACUGAAAAGAGGUACAAAUCCAUUGUCAAGUACAAGACAGCUUUCUACUCCUUUUACCUUCCUGUAGCUGCUGCAAUGUAUAUGGCAGGCAUCGACGGGGAGAAGGAGCAUGCCAACGCCAAAAAGAUUCUGCUAGAGAUGGGCGAAUUCUUUCAGAUUCAGGAUGAUUACCUUGAUCUUUUUGGUGACCUGAGUGUGACAGGCAAGAUUGGCACUGACAUCCAGGACAACAAAUGCAGCUGGCUGGUGAUCCAGUGUCUGCAGCGGGCCUCCCCAGAACAGCGCCAGAUCCUGCAGGACAAUUAUGGGCAGAAGGAGACGGAGAAGGUGGCCCGGGUGAAGGCACUGUAUGAGGAACUGGAGCUGCCUGCUGUGUUCAAGCAGUAUGAAGAAGAGAGUUUCAGCCACAUUAUGGGGCUUAUCGAGCAGUAUGCUGCUCCCCUGCCCCCAGCCAUCUUCCUGGGACUAGCGCACAAGAUCUACAAGCGGAAAAAGUGA